This is a messenger RNA of Vicia villosa (hairy vetch), 861 nucleotides long. RefSeq lists its product as uncharacterized. Bases 42 to 857 code for a protein of 271 amino acids. The record is from RefSeq and is a predicted model, not a curated record. The transcript has 5 exons. NCBI's taxonomy places the organism in Eukaryota, Viridiplantae, Streptophyta, Magnoliopsida, Fabales, Fabaceae.
AAUGGAAUGCAAGAGGUCAACCAAUCAAGCAUAAUAGCAAGAUGUUUGCUAGUUUCAUUGGUGUCACAGUUCGUCGGUUAGUUCCCAUAAGCUUGGACAAUUGGAGUGCGAAAAGAAAUAAAGAGGUUGUAGGGGUUUAUAAACAAAACAUUUGGGAUGAAAUUGAAAAAGCUUUUGUAAUUGGAGAGGAACAUCGUGCUUUUGUAUACAGAGAAGCUGGAAAGUUGCACAGGGCAUUUAGAACAAAAAUGGCAAGGUCAUAUCUAAGAGAUAGUAAGGGUGGUUUUGUUAAACAUCGCCCGGCCAAAUAUUCUUAUUGUAUAAAACAAGAGGAUUGGGAUAAAUUUGCAGCGCAACGUAUGUCUGAAAAGUUUCAGAAAGUUAGUAAGGAGAAUCGAGAAAGAGCGUUAAAUCCUCAACAUCCCUAUAGAAAGUCACGUUUAGGGUGUGCUCGUCUUGAAGCCGAUAUGAUAGAAGAGCCGGAAGUUGAUGAGAUAAGUCGUAGUCAAGUGUGGAAGGCUGCCCGCGUCAACAAGAACGGGGUGAUUGAUAAUGAGAAUGUUCAAAGAGUUGUGGAUCAAUGUGAGAAGUUAACAGAAGCUCUAACUGAAGAAGAGAAACAAGACCUUGGUCCUACAGAUAUAUUAUUUGAGGCUCUAAAUCUCCCAAACUACCCUGGGCGUGUUAGGAGUUAUGGUUUUGGGGUUUCUUCUAAGGACGUAUUACCACGCCAAAGUCGCCCCACACAAAUGGACUUUCAAAAAUUGUAUGGCUUUUGCAACACACUCAAAAGUAGAUUGGAGGUGCUAGAGAGAGAGAGAAGCUGGAGAGAGAUAAGUUGGAUAGAGAAAAGCUAGAGAG